AUGGACAAAGAGUACUAUCGUCUUGAGGCGGACAGCCAAAGCACUGAUGAUGAGUCACUAGGCCAUGAGAGAUACCAGCCAAGAAGGCCAUCCCCUUUGCACUGGUUGAUGCAUGGGCUUUCUGUUCUUGUGAUUUUCACUCUUGUGAUCCAUGUCUAUUUCGAAAGAGGUGCAAACACCUCACGAGAAGACAAGGCCUCCAGGCACUACUCACCUCUAUGGGACGUCGUGAAGUACUCAGAAAGAGUUUAUGAUCAUGUUCUCAUAGACAUGAAUGAGUCUCCAUCGCCGUUCAAAGGCAAACCACGACCAGAGCUCGACGCUGCCUGGGCUGGAAUCAUGAAUCAGAGCUUAAUUCUCAUCACUGAAGAUGAAAUGAAGCGCAUCAACCAACCCAUCGAAAAUGCGUAUGGGCAUGACGGCAAGUACUUUGCCUUUGUCGAAGUCUUCCAUCAACUGCACUGCCUGAAUCUUGUCCGCAAGUUCAUCCAUCGCGAAAGCUACCCAGACUAUACCUCUUUUCACGAUGAUCCAGGCAUGGUAGACUACCAUGUCGACCACUGCCUCGACGUCCUCCGACAGAAGAUCAUGUGUGACAGUGACAUUGACUUGAUCGUAUACAACGAUCGCUCCCGUCAGAAAUUGGCACCCGAGCCACGCUUUGAUAUUCAGCAUACCUGCCGGAACUUUGAAGACAUUCGGCAGUGGACCUUGGCUCAUGGAGUUCAGAGUGAAUUGUAG
This is a messenger RNA of [Torrubiella] hemipterigena, 741 nucleotides long. The record is from the annotation of a GenBank genome assembly. NCBI's taxonomy places the organism in Eukaryota, Fungi, Ascomycota, Sordariomycetes, Hypocreales, Clavicipitaceae.